UCCUGUCUGUUCGGUCAGGCGUGUGCUGUGGUCGCAGGACAGUUCCCGCGCAAUAACGCAAAAUGAGCAAGAUUGUGGAGUGUGUGCCGAACUUCUCGGAAGGACGAGACAAGUCGGUCAUCGACGCCAUAUCGUCGGCGAUCGGCGGCACGGCUGGGGUCACGCUGCUUGACGUCGACCCGGGCCAGUCGACCAACCGGACGGUGGUGACGUUUGUUGGUGACCCGGAGGCGGUGGUGGAGGGGGCGCUGAAUGGAGCGCGGGCCGCCCACCGUCUCAUCAACAUGGCCCAGCACUCAGGUCAAACAUCCCGGAUGGGUGCCCUCGAUGUGUGUCCCCUUCAUCCUGUACGGGGUGUCACCGAGCAGGAGUGCAUCCAAUGCUCGAAGAGGUUCGGCGAGCGGCUGGCGCAGGAGCUGGGCGUGCCCGUGUUCCUGUACGGCGCCGCGUCCUCCCGCGACUACCGUCGCACCAUGCCGCAAAUCCGCGCCGGCGAGUACGAGGGCCUGCGCGAGCGGCUGGCGGAGGCACGCUGGACGCCGGACUUCGGUCCGGCCGAGUUCGUGCCCGGCUGGGGUGCCACCGUCACCGGCGUCAGGAAGUUCCUCAUCGCCUACAACGUGAAUGUGCUCGGCACCAAGGAACAGGCCCACAGGAUCGCUCUGAACAUCCGGGAAGGAGGGCGCGGCGCGGACGCUCCGGGCCGGCUCCAGUGCUGCCAGGCCAUCGGCUGGUACCUGGAGGAGGCUGACCUGGCUCAGGUCUCCAUCAACCUCACCGAUUAUGACGUCACGCCGAUUCACGUCGCAUUCGAAGAGUGCAGGACGGACGCAGAGGCCCUCCGGCUGGCUGUGGCCGGCUCCGAGGUCGUGGGCCUGCUGCCGCUGGCUGCCCUGCUCCAGGCGGCCGACCACUACAUCCAAAAGGAAAGCCUGUUUAUUCUGGAAGAGCGUCAGAAGGUUCGGUUGGCUAUAGAUCGGCUGGGACUCAGCUCAAUCGCGCCUUUCGACCCAGACCAGCGGAUCAUCGAGUACCGGCUGCCGGCGCCGGCGGCCGGCCGGCUGGCCGCCCUGCCCGUCUCCCAGUUCGUCCGCCAGGUGGCAGCGCGCUCGGCCGCCCCAGGUGGCGGAUCUGUCGCUGCUCUCUGCGCCGCUCUGGGGGCAGGCCUGGCGAGCAUGGUUGGGAGGAUGACGUACGGGAAGAGACAGUGGGAACACCUGGACACUGAGAUGCGCCGGCUGAUACCCGUGUUCCACAACAUCGUCGAUGGUCUGGUGGCAGCCAUCGAUGACGACACGUCCGCAUUCAACGACUACAUGGCGGCGCUGAAGCUGGCCCGCUCGACGCCGGAGGAGGCGACGGCGCGCGCGGCAGCCAUGCAGGCGGGCCUGCGCUCGGCCGUGGCGGUGCCGCUGGGCUUGAUGCGCCGUAUCCAGCAGCUCUGGCAGCCGCUCGCCGAGCUGGCGCCCCUCGGCAACAUCGCCACCAAGUCCGACCUGCAGGUGGCGGUCCGGUGUCUGGAGACGGCCUCCUGGGGAGCCCUCCACAACGUGGCUAUCAACCUGGAUGACGUGGAGGACGCCCAGUUCCGGCAGCAGACACUGCAGGAGGCGGAGCAGCUGGCCAGCGAGGCGACGUCGAACAGCCGCCAGCUGCUGCAGGUCCUGGAGGCCCGUCGUCAGUAACGCCACGCACGGGCCCAGGUCACGGUUAGGGACCGACGGCUUCGGUUCCGGCGGUGGGUCCCGGCAGCGACCAGGCGCUGCCAGCUGUGGGAUACUGUGGCGGGCCUCCGACGCCGACGACAGCGGCGCACGGAGGCCGGCCGUCAGCGAGCGCGACCAUCAGCGGCCAACGAACAGCGCUCUGGCCGCAAAGCGUCCUGGGCCAGGGUGUGUAAAUGGCGGGUAAAUGUCCGGCGAAUACACGCUCGGUGGAGCGAGCUCAGCAUGAA
Pollicipes pollicipes is the source of this 1954-nucleotide messenger RNA. RefSeq names its product formimidoyltransferase-cyclodeaminase. Gene Ontology annotation, molecular function: folic acid binding; transferase activity. Bases 63 to 1685 code for a protein of 540 amino acids. NCBI's taxonomy places the organism in Eukaryota, Metazoa, Arthropoda, Thecostraca, Pollicipedomorpha, Pollicipedidae. The record is from RefSeq and is a predicted model, not a curated record. The transcript is spliced from 11 exons.